This is a messenger RNA of Cebus imitator (Panamanian white-faced capuchin), 709 nucleotides long. Its product is annotated as calcium-binding and coiled-coil domain-containing protein 2-like. The transcript has 2 exons. Lineage: Eukaryota; Metazoa; Chordata; Mammalia; Primates; Cebidae. Bases 1 to 651 code for a protein of 216 amino acids. The record is from RefSeq and is a predicted model, not a curated record.
AUGAGUGUCCUAGUUCCUAGAGAUAGUGAACAGAAAGAAAUGGAGAAGCUUGUUCAGGGAGAUCAAGAUAAGACAGAGCAGUUAGAGCAUCUGAAAAAAGAAAAUGACCACCUCUUUCUCAGUUUAACUGAACAGAGGAAGGACCAGAAAAAGCUCGAGCAGACAGCGCAGGAGAUGAAGCAGAAUGAAACUACUGCAAUGAAGAAGCAACAGGAAUUAAUGGAUGAAAACUUUGACCUGUCAAGAAGACUGAGUGAGAACAAAAUGAUAUGUAAUGUUCUGCAGAGAGAAAAAGAGAGAUUAGAAGGAGAAAAUGAUCUUUUGCAGAGGGAGAACAGCAGAUUGCUCAGUUACAUGGGUCUGGAUUUUAAUUCUUUGCUGUAUCAAGUACCUACAUCAGAUGAAGGAGGCGCAGGACAAAAUCUAGGACUUGUCUAUGGAAACCCAUAUUCUGGUAUCCAAGAAAGUUCUUCCCCAAGCUCACACUCCAUCAAGAAAUGCCCCAUCUGCAAAGCAGAUGAUAUUUGUGAUCACACCUUGGAGCAACAGCAGAUGAACGCCCUUCGUCUGAAUUGUCUAAUUUGUGGCAAGACCUUCCCGGCAAGAGAGAAGCAGAUCUUUGAAGACCACGUGUUCUGCCACUCUCUAUGAUCAUCCCAGCCUCUUGGAUAUAUACAGAGAUAUUAUACAGUAGAACCUAUAGCUUCUA